This is a messenger RNA of Brienomyrus brachyistius, 3249 nucleotides long. RefSeq lists its product as uncharacterized. The transcript has 19 exons. NCBI's taxonomy places the organism in Eukaryota, Metazoa, Chordata, Actinopteri, Osteoglossiformes, Mormyridae. The record is from RefSeq and is a predicted model, not a curated record. Gene Ontology annotation, biological process: neutrophil migration. Gene Ontology annotation, molecular function: calcium ion binding; protein binding. Gene Ontology annotation, cellular component: apical plasma membrane; cell surface. The coding region runs from base 219 to 3233 and encodes 1004 amino acids.
CCACAGGUUGAGAAUCAUCAUGCCUCUGAAAUAAGACGGAUGGCCUCAUUGACCAAUAGGAUGUUUGCACGUCUGAACUGACAAAUGGAGAGGAAGCUUGGGUCCCAAAAGCCCACCCACCCGAUGUCAUUCAACACUACAAUUCAGGAACUGCCUUUAAUCACAUUUGUUUGUGUUAAUUAAGGAUAUCAACAUUAAUACUCGUAUUAGCUGUACUGAUGCAGUCGGCGUCGCCAAGUGCCAUCGACAGUGUCGCCUUUUCCGUCUGUUGGAUGAUAAAAGAAAAUACUUCACCUGACAGACAGGAAAUCAAGCUUUUCCUGAACGAUUCCCAGCUGGAGGCCAUAGAAACUGGGGGCAAACUGGCGUCCCUGGCAGUGUCUCCGUCCGACACGCACACGCUGGGACUGAAAAAAGGAGGCGGCUCUCGGCUCUGGAGGUUUUCAGUAAAUUUAGGUUUCAAUACAGUCAUAGUCAGGAGUGAGUAUAAAGCUCAUGACAAGCCAACUGCAGAGACUUUAGAAGCUCUCAAACAUUUCAAGCCAACGCAAGUGUUUGCCUGUGAAAACAACACAUUGUAUCUAUACCAAGAAGAUGUGAUCAUCGUACUUGGCUCCUCCCAUCGUUUUCCAUUGAAGGUGGAGUCCCGCAGCAGCGCCACCUUGCUGCUGUCCUGGGUGGUGGAUUCUCCCCUCCCCCCUGACCCUGUGCAUGGCGUGUCACUGUAUCGGUCCCCUCCGGACGCUCAGGCUAUCACAGUCACGGACACCACCCGUGCUGGCAGAUAUAAAUUUACGUCUCUGGAUGCCUGCAGUAACUAUCUGGGCUGCUUGGAGCUGGCGGGCAGCCCCUCUGUUAUUUGUCUCAAGGCGCUUACAGAUCCAGAUGUCCCAAGAAACGUCAGUGCGAGGGCGUGGAACAGCAGCAGUAUUACUUUAGCUUGGGCCUGCACUGAGAAGCAGCUCUACUCCUCUUUCCUGGUCACCAUGCUCCAGCUCAAUGCCUCCAGCCACGUGGUGGAGACGGCGUCCCUCAAGCACGAGCAGAAGCCCUUCAUCUUCACGGUCAAUGACUUGCCCCCUUGCAGCAAGGUGAAGUUUACUUUGCAGACUGUGUGUGACGGCAGUGGCGAGUCCCGAAUGAGCAGUUCGGUCAUUAUCGACGGCAACUCCGCACACUCUGAAAUCGGGAAUCUGCGCCAGGUGGCCUCAAACCCAAGAAGCUACACCCUAAGCUGGACGGUGCCAAAUACCUCCUCCAUUGCUGUAUUCAGGGUCUACCACCAGGGUGUGCUUCAGAAGUCCACCUUCCAGCCGACACACAGGGUGGUGGGCUUGCAGCCCUGUGGCCGGUAUGAAGCCCGAGUGGACGCUGUGUGUGGGCACAGCAUCGUCAUGAGCACUAGGACCAUCCAGACCAGUACAGGCCCUGGGAGCAUCUUCGACCUUCAGUUUCACCAGCAGAAUUCCAGUGCUUCCUGGAGCUCAGCCUCGGGCCCCACAAAGGCUUUUGCCUACAGCCUUUCCCAUCCGAAUACCUCGCUUGUGAGUAGUGGGAGGGCACGGCAAACUCAUGUGCUACUCCCUGGCUUGGUCCCUGGUAGUCUGUACCAGAUGGAGGUCUGGGAGGAGUGUGGUGGGGAGCGGGGCAGACCGGCAACGCUGCGAUUCGUCAGGCAGCUGGUUCCCAAUGAUGACAUCCUCUACCCUGUACCAGAGGGGAGGCACUUGGGGUCGCACUUUGAUCCUGCCUUGCAUGCUGCUGUUAUUGUACCUUGGAUGUUGCCGGAGUCCCUCAGAGAACCAAAGGCAAAAGCCCGAGUCGAGCUGGAGAGCAUCAUCAGAGCCAAAUUACAGGACCUCUUCAGUGGGUUGCCAUAUCCAGUAGAGGUGAAACUGCUUGAAUUUGAGGACCUUAACAGUACAGGACAAACUAAGAUCCCCUUCCAAGUUUUGGACAUUUCCAGUGAAGAUUUCAAAGUAAAGCUGUCCUCUGAGGAGCUGUUGACUUACAUUCGAUCGCUCAGCCUAGCACAAAUCACCAUCAAAGACUAUCUGAUCUACUGGGAUGAUCCUGAUGAGUGUGCCUCCUACGAACUGAACCGGUGUGAUUCCAGUUCCACCUGCAUCAAUACCCUGCUGUCCUACACCUGCGUGUGUCAGGAGGGUUACUACGACGUCGGCCGCUUCCUGAUUCCUCCUGUGCCCUCAGCCUGUUACAAGAAUGGGAUGUUUGUUGAGUGCAAGGAAAGCCUCGUUGCUGGUGGACUGGCAAAGGAAUUCCUGACCAGCUACUUGGGGGGCAACGUUAGCGUCAUCCUGAAUGACGGACGCUGUGCUGUGAACGAGACCGACAUGUUCUACUUUUUCAAGAUAGUCGGUAAACCUUCAGAGUGUGGGGCUGAAAGGCAGAUGAACAAGACACACAUAGAGUUCAGUAGUUCUCUGACAGUGACACCCAGCCAUGAGCGGACAAUUACACGGAAUGACCUCCGGUUGCUGUGGAAGUGUACCUACUCUCGGCACUUUCUACAUGGGGCCCAGGUCAAUACGGAUGCUGAAUGGUUUAGUUCCCAUUCUGUCGUCAGUUACAACUUCUCACACAUUCUGGAUAUUGGCAUGAUGUUGUACAAUGACACCUCCUUCAUGUACAAUUACAUGGAUGGUGUGGUACUGAGCCCAGAAGACUACCUGUUCCUCGAGGUGACCCUCCAAGCACAGGACACCUUGGCUCAUGACAUGCUUCUGGCGGUGAUGUCAUGCUGGGCUACAGGCACUUUGGAUGCAGUCGACGAAAGGAAAGCCUUUUUCCUUAAAGAUGGCUGCCCUGCAGAUGGUACAUUCUCCUGGUUCUCACUGAAUGGCUCUGGGAAAAGCAGCAGGUUCUCUGUUCAAAUGUUCACCAUGUCUGUCAAUGGAGAACUUCCCAUCUUCAUCCACUGCUUGACUAAAAUUUGCACCCCGGAUGAAGACUGUGUGAUGGAAUGUCCUCCAACCAAGAACUAUCCUAAGGUGAAAAGACAUCAGAGAAAGAUUGGUGAGGAGCGCUUCACAGUUGUCUCUGCUGGCCCAGUCUUCAUGGAUCGUGGCGAGUGGAUGUCAAAAGACAAAUCUGCAUGGAAUGGGAUGUUCAUUGUUAUUGCUGUACUUGGAACAUUUGGCUUCUUUAUUUUGACUGUGCUUGGGGCCAGUAUCUUGAAGACAGUCAUGCAUAUGUAUGCCAGCAGUAAAUAGACAUUCAAACCACAAA